Capsicum annuum is the source of this 744-nucleotide messenger RNA. RefSeq lists its product as uncharacterized. The record is from RefSeq and is a predicted model, not a curated record. Lineage: Eukaryota; Viridiplantae; Streptophyta; Magnoliopsida; Solanales; Solanaceae. The transcript has a single exon. Gene Ontology annotation, molecular function: nucleic acid binding. The coding region runs from base 1 to 744 and encodes 247 amino acids.
AUGUAUUAUUUACUGCCUAAUGAAGAAGAUCCAAUCCGCACUGUCAAGAGCAAAAAUUUCAUCGACAGAGUUAUAUUUUUAGUUGUUGUAGCUCGUCUUAGAUUUGAUGCACAAGGAGUAAAAAUAUUCUCCGAUAAAAUUAGAUUGUUUCUUUUUGUUACACAAGAACGAACUAAAAGAGCUAGUGCAAAUAGACUUGCGGACACUAUGAAAACAAUAACCUCGGUAACCAAAGAAAUUUCACGAUCAUUCUUGAUUAAUAAAGUACUUCCUGCUAUCAAGGCUAAAUGGCCUAGCGAAGAUUUAAAUUCUACAAUAUUCAUUCAACAAGAUAAUGCAAGAACGCACAUUCAACCUAAUGACGAGGAAUUUUGUCGAGCAACGACACAAGAUGGAUUCGAUAUUCGCUUGAUGUGUCAACCACCCAAUUCUCCAUAUUUGAAUGUCUUAGACCUUGGAUUUUUCAGAUCUACCCAGUCUCUACAACACAAGGAAAAUUUUAAAAGUAUUGAUGAUCUUGUUGCGGCUGUUAUAAAAUCAUAUGAAGAUUUUUCAACAGAGAAGUCCAAUUAUAUUUUUCUAACAACGCAGUCAUGUAUAAUGGAGAUCAUGAAAGUAAAAGGUUCACAUGAUUACAAGAUUCAACAUCUUAGUAAAAGUAAUUCAGCAAGGAAUGGUCAGCUUCCAGUACAAUUGAAAUUUGAUUCAAAAUUAGUACAAAAAACUUUCGUUUAUUUAGGUUAA